Molecule: messenger RNA, 295 nt
Organism: Dentiscutata erythropus
Lineage: Eukaryota; Fungi; Glomeromycota; Glomeromycetes; Diversisporales; Gigasporaceae
Source: the annotation of a GenBank genome assembly
UAAAAAUAAGCAAAAACAAGCUCAAGAAAAUACCACCAACAAAUCAUCAUCCGAUAAGAAAAAUGAAUCUAAUAAUAUAGUUCAAACAGGAUAUACACAUCAACGAUCAAAAGUUUUUGGAUUCUCAUCCGAAAGUUCUGUCUUUUCCUUUUUGCCAGGUAAUGAUGGAGAAGGUGGUGAUAAAUUUAAGAGAUUGAGAGAAAAAAGGGCAAAAGAGCGUUCUAAAAGCCUGGAAUAUCAAAGGCAAUUUCCUAAAGAUCCUUUGGGUGAAAAAAUUAAGAGCCUCUUUGAAUGA